Oryzias latipes (Japanese medaka) is the source of this 1819-nucleotide messenger RNA. RefSeq names its product ELOVL fatty acid elongase 1b (gene elovl1b). Gene Ontology annotation, cellular component: endoplasmic reticulum; endoplasmic reticulum membrane. Lineage: Eukaryota; Metazoa; Chordata; Actinopteri; Beloniformes; Adrianichthyidae. Gene Ontology annotation, molecular function: fatty acid elongase activity. Gene Ontology annotation, biological process: fatty acid elongation, saturated fatty acid; fatty acid elongation, monounsaturated fatty acid; sphingolipid biosynthetic process. The record is from RefSeq and is a predicted model, not a curated record.
UCUCUCUGUGGCUCAGCCUCUUCCUUCCUUCCUUUAGAGAGCUGGUUAUUCAUCCACGGUGUGAGUCAGGGAGGGUGGGGAUUCGGCAGACUGCUGUACCAGUCACACUUUGUCAGCUCGCCGUUUCAUUCCUUCACCCCAUCCCUCCUACACUCCGUGUCUCUCUCUUCCCUCUCUGCUUUUGCUGCUGCUUGCAGUCCUCCAGGCUUUGCUCUCGCAGCCUUUGGUGGUUUAAGGAGGAACCUCCGUCCUUAAGGAGAAGUAACCACGUGCGAACAGUAGAAGACGGCCAAAAUGCUGCAGAAAAUCCAAGAGUUUGGCUACCACGCCAAAGACAUCUAUGACUACCUCGUGGCGGGAAUUGAUCCAAGGGUUCAAGACUAUCCGCUGAUGCAGAGUCCUGUUCCCAUGACGGCGAUCCUGCUGUGCUACCUGUUUUUUGUACUGUACCUUGGACCUCGCAUAAUGGCCAACCGCAAACCUUUUCAGCUGAAGGAAGCAAUGAUAGUCUACAACUUUCUGCUGGUGGGACUGUCCAUAUACAUUGUGUAUGAGUUUUUGAUGUCUGGUUGGGCCACAACGUAUACCUGGAGAUGCGACGCAGUUGACACCUCAGACAGUCCUCAGGCCCUCCGAAUGGUCAGUGUGGCGUGGCUCUUCUGGUUUUCAAAGAUCAUUGAGCUUAUGGACACAAUCUUCUUUGUGUUGAGGAAAAAGGACGGUCAGAUUACCUUUCUGCACAUCUUCCACCACUCCUUCAUGCCAUGGACUUGGUGGUGGGGAGUUGGCUAUGCUCCUGGUGGAAUGGGAUCUUUCCAUGCCAUGGUGAACUCUUCUGUCCACGUCAUCAUGUAUUUCUAUUACGGUCUUGCUGCUGCUGGACCGCGCUUCCAGAAGUUUUUGUGGUGGAAGAAAUACAUGACUGCUAUUCAGCUGAUCCAGUUUGUCCUCGUAUCCCUCCACGCCACCCAGUAUUACUUCAUGGACAGCUGCGGCUACCAAUUCCCAACAAUCAUCCACCUCGUCUGGAUGUACGGAACCUUCUUCUUCAUCCUCUUCUCCAACUUCUGGGUCCAGGCUUACGUGAAGGGCAAACGUCUACCAAAGCAGGACGAGAGCCAGCACCAGAACGGCACCGCCGCUUAUGCAAACGGAAAGCGCCACGAGAACGGGAAAGCCCACAAGAAUGGCAAAUGCUAUGAAAACGGAACCAGCAACGGGAUCAGCCAUGGAACAACCAACAGCAUCAAGCAUGGCGCCACCAACGGCACCCCUAACGGCACCAGCAACGGCUCUGCUCAUUCUGAAAAUGGAAGCACCCAAAACGGCAAGAUGAAGAAGGCCUAGGGACUCUGGAAGCAUGGCCCAGCCCACCUCUUAAAACGACUACAAAUUCCAAAGAUAAUUGUUGACUGACUGUUUCUAGUUAUUUUUAGCUUUUUGUGCAAAACAUGGGAGCGAUAUAGUCGGUGACCACCACAGCAGGGGUUCCGCACUUGGUUGGUUGGUUGGUGUCCAUCGAUAGUGCACGAUAAAUGAAGAGAAGAUGCUUUGGUGUAAAUGUUCCGUCUUCACUGAUAUUGCGAGCAAACCCUGUGUUGAAUAUCACCUUGGUGGCCUUGGGUCCACCCAAUUAUUUAUGACCCCCUCCUGUGGACAGAUGACUGUACAGUUUUAUCAAACUGAAAGAAAAAAGUUUGUAAAUAGUUUUACCAAAAAAAAAAGAAACUAAUUGUAUUAGUGUGCUCUAGACUUUCUAAAUUUUGUUAUUAUUGUGUAUUUAAAAUGCAAUUGCCAAUAAAUGUUGCUUUUGAAUGAU